This is a messenger RNA of Leptidea sinapis, 2755 nucleotides long. Its product is annotated as nuclease SbcCD subunit C. The transcript has 2 exons. The record is from RefSeq and is a predicted model, not a curated record. Gene Ontology annotation, molecular function: ubiquitin protein ligase activity; zinc ion binding. Lineage: Eukaryota; Metazoa; Arthropoda; Insecta; Lepidoptera; Pieridae. Gene Ontology annotation, cellular component: cytoplasm. The coding region runs from base 121 to 2649 and encodes 842 amino acids.
AUUAUUAUAGGUACUCUUUGGUCUAUCCAUCGCAAUUCGCAAUUUAAUUUUUAACCGGCAUUUUACUUUCCACUGCAUCUUGCGCCAAUUCUGCAAUAAAAUCGUGAAGAAUUCACUGAAAUGGAAUCGAACGGCGACAUAAGUCUUGAAGAUGCCGAAAUGAACGAACAUGAGGGUGAAAAAGUUGUUACUAUGAUCGAUGUUUUGCAAGAACAAGCGGAAUUCGAAGAAGAUGCCAAUGCCGUUCUCGGAGCAUCGGAUGACAAAGAAUGUACUUAUAAUAAGGGAUACAUCAAACGACAAGCUGUAUAUGCAUGUAUGACAUGUUGCGCAGAAGCUAAAAAUGAUCCUUCAAAAAGAGCUGGUGUAUGUCUAGCUUGCUGUUUGACUUGCCAUGAAAAUCAUGAACUUGUUGAGCUCUAUACUAAACGCAACUUCCGUUGUGAUUGUGGAAAUCAAAAAUUUUACUCUUAUCCAUGUCAGCUUACACCAAACAAAAAAGAUCUUAAUGAAGAGAAUAAUUAUAAUCAAAACUUUUCGGGAGUUUAUUGUGUCUGUCACAGGCCAUACCCAGAUCCUGAAUCUUCUAUUGAUGAUGAGAUGAUUCAAUGUAUUGUGUGUGAGGAUUGGUUGCAUGUCUCCCAUCUUGAAGCGACAGUUCCGGGUAAUGAUAUUUAUUCUGAAAUGAUCUGUAAAAGAUGCAUGGAGAAAAAUAGCUUUUUACAUGAUUAUUCUGAUUUAGCUGUUAAUAAUGAGACAGAUUUUGUAGAUGUUGUAAAUAAAAGUGAUUUGAUAUCUAGUGUAUGUAAUGAAGAAAGUAAUAAUAUUCCUAAAGAAAAUUCAACAAUGAUUGGUGAAGAUAUUGCUCUAAACAAUAGCAAACUUAACACGGAUAGUGAAGCUGAAACUGAAGAACAUAAGAAUGAUACAACUGAUUUACAAAAUAUUUACCAUGAAUGUGAAGAGUUACCCCAUCAAACAAACAAUAUUAUAUGUGAAUCACAGAAAGCAGAUCAAAUGGAAGAUGAACCUGAUAAAGAUUUGAAUAAUGAUAACAUGAGUAAGGUAACAGAUAAAACUUUGCUUGAAACACAUAAUACAGAUAAAAUUGAAAAAGAAUCAGAUAAAGAUUUGCCUGGCAUACAGAAAACAUGUAGAGUAGAUGGAAUAGACCAAAUAAUGGAAACAGAUAAAGUUUUGCCCAAAAAUCAAAAUACAGAUAAAAUUGAAGAAGUAACACAUAAAGUUGUGCCCGAAAAUCAAAAUACAGAUAAAAUAGAUCUGAAUAAAGAUGGAAUUGACCAAAUUACACGUGAAACACAGAAUACAGAUAAAAUACAGGAAGAAAAUGAUAAAGUUUUGCUUCAAACACAUUGUGCAGAUAAAAUUGAUGAAGAAAAAAGUAAGGAACCUGUUGGAGAAGACAAAAUUCAUAAUGAACUUAAUAAAACUAUUCCUGAAAUAAAAGGUGAAGAUAAAUUACAAGAUGAUAAUAAAAUGUCACUAGAAUUACAAGUUGAUGUUAAUAUAAACAAAGAUGUCAAUAAUGCUAUCAAUGAUACUAAUUCCAUUAAUGAAUCAAUGAAUAAUACAAAGGAUGAGAAUAUUAGCACACUUACUACCAAUAAUAUUAGUUCUGAAUUAGAAGAUCCCUCUUUAAAGAUAAUUGAUGAUAAAGAUGUGAAUGAUCCUCAUCCACUAGAUAUUCAGAAAGAAUUAUUAACAGAAGAAACCCCAAAUAAAGAAGAAGUUCAAUGUAGUAAACUUGAAAACAAUACCAUUGUAAUGGAUUCAAAAAGUGAACAGUGUGAAAAACAACCUAUGAGUAUUGAAGAAAUAGAAAAAAUGGAAGAAGAUAAUCUUUUAAAAGACCCAGAAGACCAUGAUAUGACCAUGGAUAUAGGGAGUAAAAAAAAUGAAAAUAGUGGAGAAAUUCAAGCCAAUAAUAUACCCAAUAUGUUAAGCACAAAGUCUAGUGAUGAAGCACCUGAAAAAAGUGAAGGUACUCCUAAUAAUAUUGAAGUGAAUGAGAAAGAAUUAGAAGAGACACCUCAAAAUAUAGACAAUAAGACUGUUAUAGAAGAUAAAAGUGGUAUUAUGGAUGGAUGUAGUCUAGUAAAUCCUACAGAUAGCUCUAAAAUAGAUGAUGUAAGUGAAACAAACCAAAAGAAUGAUUCCAAACGUAAGAUUGAGGACUCUGAAGACGGUCUCACAAUUAAGAAGUCAAAGCUAAACUGUGUUAGACCAAAUGGUGUUAAAAUGAAGUACAAAGGUGCCACAUUUUGGCCCUCAAAUUUUAGACAAAAACUUUGUACUUGUAGUGAAUGCAUUUCAAUGUACAAAGAUCUAUCAGUAUUAUUUUUAAUAGACCUUGAAGAUACAGUUACAGCUUAUGAGAAUCUUGGUAAAGAAAAAUCUAAUGGAAGACCAUCAACUCAGUAUGAGAAAGGAUUAGAAGCUUUGUCUUCAUUAGAUAGAGUGCAACAAAUAAAUGCAUUGACAGAAUAUAAUAAAAUGAGGGAUAAAUUACUAAACUUCUUAAAAAGUUUCAAAGAAAGAAAAGAAGUUGUUAAAGAAGAGGAUAUCAAAGCAUUUUUUGCUGGAAUGAAACCAAAACGUGAACCUGAUGGUGUCUAUUUCUGCAGAUAAUUUUUUAGUGGUUUUAAACUCAAUGGAAUUCUAAUUUAAUUGUAAUUUUUAAUACUUAUUUUAUUUGUAACACAUACUCAAUUUUUAAUACAUAAUCUUAAUUUAA